GGGGUUUGAUUACCGAACGGCUGUGCGAGGAUUGUUUUAAAAUGAACUGGCAUGGAUUCUACAGCAGUGAUAAAAUAAAUAUAGCAUGAAGUAAAAAUUUUUCAGAUCAAACAGUGAAUAUGAUGUAAUGGGCACCGAUGGAAGUAAGAGCUGUAAGAAUCCACCACAGCACAAGGAGGAACAUCACUACCCAUCUGGAUGGCGUGGCUUUCUAUCCAGUUUGGGCGCCUCAGUUCCUUCAGGAUUGCACAUCAGGUCACGGCGGAUGAUUCGGGACGAGAGGACACCUGUCCCGGAGUAUGUUCUGUCUUCUCUACCAGGCCCUGAGAAACUGCAUGUAGAAUGGAACCUUCCCAUUUUUAUCAACAUGUUCUUACCUGAGUUUCCCCACCGCAGCAUCCCUGGACACACUCACUUCCAGAUUCUGGGCUACAUUGCAAAAGGAUCAUUUGGUCCCAUCUUAAAGGUGAAGGACAAGUCAAAACAAAAGACAUAUGCCGUUAAGGUCAUCCCGAAGUCUGAGAUUCUUCGUCUGGGUGUGUUGGACCAGUCUAAGGAAGAGGUGAUAGUCCAGCGUCAGGUCCGCCACCCUUUCGUCCACGACCUGCAGGACUGCUGGCAGACCCAGCACCAUCUCUAUAUUAUGUGUGACUACUGCAGCACAGGAGACUUAUACACCUACUGGGUGAUGAUCGGGCACUUUGGAGAGGAUGCAGUUAAGGUGUUUGCUGCUGAGCUCGGUUCUGCUCUAGGGUUUCUUCACGAUUUCGGAAUCAUCCACCGUGAUGUUAAGAUGGAGAAUGUUCUUUUAUCAGACCAGGGGCAUUUACGCCUGGCUGAUUUCGGUUUGUCCCGGAGGCUCGAACAGGGAGGAAGGGCCUUCACUAUCUGCGGGACGAUUCAAUACAUGGCUCCUGAAGUCCUGAGCGGGGGUCCGUACAGCCACGCCGCUGAUUGGUGGUCACUCGGGAUCCUGCUCUUCGCAUUGGCUACCGGCAAGUUCCCUGUACCCCCAGAGUCAGAUCACUGCUACAUGCUGAGGAAAGUGCGCUGCUUCCCUUAUGAGAUGCCCAGAAGCUUCUCUCCUCCCUUUGCCCUGUUGUUGAGUGAGCUGCUGUGUAAGACCCCGACCCGGCGCCUGCGAACACUGGAGCGCUUCAAGCGCCAAACCUAUUUUCGUGGCACUUCAUUCGACUCGCAGCUCUUGCAGAAAAGCCCAAUGAACCUGAUCCUGGAACUGAAGAAGCAUCCCGACCGCCCUGUCAGAGCCUGCCGAGGUCUGACCCUCGAACCAUUUCCCAAUUUUGACUUUGACUGUGAUUUUCUCAGACAUUCGACCUCUACCUCUGCUCAAGAAACCUUAACGCUGGCCAACGUGUAACUAGUGGAGGCUCAGGACCAAGGGCAUGUACCUCAGGGCAAUGUUCCAUAGGGAGCAUUCCACAUUUUUGUAGCGAGAAGCUAUGUAAUGUUGUUAGUUUGAAGUGUGUGCCACCGGAUUUUUUGUACAUUCCAUCAUUUUCAUAAUAUAUUAUUUCAC
Clarias gariepinus (North African catfish) is the source of this 1540-nucleotide messenger RNA. It is a transcript of the gene rskrb, whose product is annotated as ribosomal protein S6 kinase related b. NCBI's taxonomy places the organism in Eukaryota, Metazoa, Chordata, Actinopteri, Siluriformes, Clariidae. Gene Ontology annotation, molecular function: ATP binding; protein serine/threonine kinase activity. The transcript has 12 exons. The record is from RefSeq and is a predicted model, not a curated record. Bases 128 to 1381 code for a protein of 417 amino acids. Gene Ontology annotation, biological process: protein phosphorylation.